AUUGUCGAAAUGGCAAUCACCCACAUCACAUGCAGAUCCUCCCUAAACCACUCGAUCAUCCCGCCCCCACUCCUCCUCCUCCUCAUCCAGGUAGAUCCCAACAGCCGAUCAGAUCUCCCACUCCAUUAUUCGCCUCGCCCAUUGCCCCGUGGCCACGGGCGAAGCCGGAGGGAGGGGAGAGACGCGGUUCCUCGGUCGCCAUGGACGGGCUCAUCAAGGGGCUGAUCAACGUGGCGAUCGACGCCGUCGAAGGCGCCGGACGAGGUGAGCGGGGCGGCGAGGACGACGCGCCGAGGAGGCACCGCCCCGCGCGGGAGGAGGAGGAGGGCCGCGGCGACGAGCGGUCGCGGUCGACGUGGGCCGAGGUGGUCUCCGAUCACAAGGGCGGCGAGGCGGAGGAGCGCCCGGACCAUCGGAAUUCGAGGCGGGAUGGGAGGCAAGAGAGGAGGGAGGAUGGGGAUUGGGAGAGGGUGGAUGGCCGGAAGCAGCAUCAGCACAACCAGUAUGAGGAAGAGUACAGGAGGGACAGUAGUAGCCGACGCCCACAGCAGCAUCAGCAAGCGCCAGCUUACAGGAGGCAGCAACAGGAUGGAGAUGAGAGAAAUGAUGGAGGGUGGCAGACUGUUGGUGAGAAAAAGCAUCAUGGAAGGCCACAGCAGUCUGAAGCAUGGAAUGCAUACAGAAGGCCACCAUCUGAACAACAGUACUGUGAGGAUGCUGGUCAGAUCCACCAUGGCCUAAAUGUAGAACCAACCAGGGAGGAGCUCAACAGCUUAUCAAGAGCUUGUAGCCGGCUGUGGGAACUCGAUAUGAACCGCCUAACACCUGGUAAGGACUACAGAAUCGAAUGUGGCGAAGGGAAGAAGGUAUAUCAGAAGGGUGAUAUGGCAUCUGAAACUUUGUUCAGCUGGCUAGGCGAUGAUGUGCUUAGAAAGCCCACCUACUCUCGUUUCUGCGCGCUUCUUGACAAUUACAAUCCACAUCAAGGGUACAAAGAAGUUGUUACUCAGCAGGACAAGCACGAGGAAGUAGCAUUUAUUGAAGAGAUUGCCAGGACAGCGCCAAUCAAGUACUUACACCGGUAUUUAGUGCUCAAGGGAGUCGCGUCUCAAGACUAUGAGGACUUCAAGAGAAUGCUGACAUCGCUAUGGUUCGAUUUGUAUGGAAGAGGUGGCAGUUCUAGCAGCUCUUCUGCAUUUGAGCAUGUGUUCGUUGGUGAGAUCAAGGGACGACGAGGACAGGGAGAGAAUGAGGUCUCAGGAUUCCAUAAUUGGAUUCAGUUUUACCUGGAAGAAGCCAAUGGGAAUGUGGAUUACCAAGGUUACAUAUUCCCAAGGAGGCGUGGGGAAUCGCCUGAUUCAGAGACACAGCUAUUGACUAUUCAGUUUGAGUGGCACGGUGUUCUGAAAUCGGUAUCCAGCACUCUGAUUGGUGUCAGCCCUGAGUUUGAGGUUGCACUCUACACGCUCUGCUUCUUUAUGGGAGGGGAAGAUAACCGCGUUGAGAUUGGCCCGUACGGAGUAAACAUCAAGUGCUACCGAAUGGGAAACAGCAAAAUUGGGUCAGCAUUUCCAAUUGCAGAUAACUGAAUUCGUUCCAUGCCUGCUCCUGCGUGUAUGUGAUUCCUUCAGCUUUCAGUUUCACGAAGUUAUUAGUGUGCUGUUCGAUUUGGUCGUUUACACAAAAGAACCACAUUGUUCAAUUUGUUGUCACAAUGUCUCUACUGAAAAUUGUAUUAUUUGGAUUAACCAUGCUGUACAAGUUGUAGUCACAAAGUCCUGUAAUUUGUUUUUCUCAAAACCCGUAACAAAAAAAUAUCAUCUCAGCACAAAAAAAAAA
Oryza sativa Japonica Group (Japanese rice) is the source of this 1839-nucleotide messenger RNA. RefSeq lists its product as uncharacterized. Gene Ontology annotation, molecular function: RNA endonuclease activity. The record is from RefSeq and is a predicted model, not a curated record. Lineage: Eukaryota; Viridiplantae; Streptophyta; Magnoliopsida; Poales; Poaceae.